UACGGUAUUACACGGUACCGAAAAGAAAUGAGACCAUAAUACACAGCACUAUUUAUUAAUGUUUUCCGAUAUAAGGUGCAUCUCACCAUUUGCACUAGCUGCCCUCUGAAUAUAUUAGUGUUGAGAAAACUGUACAUUUAGGACAAUUUGACAAGAUGUCUAUCGUGGAAUUUAGACCUGCAGAAACUUUGACCAUCCGAUUAAGCCGACGGGACUCGGGUGUGUCAUGGGGAUUUCGUCUGCAGGGUGGCACGGAUUUUAACAUUCCACUGUCUGUACAGUCGGUGAAUCCAAACAGUGUUGCUGAUAGGGCCGGUCUGCAGGCAGGGGAUGGUAUCCUAUUUAUUAACAAUGCUAACACAGAUCAGCUAUCACAUGAACAAGCUAAAAUGGAGAUGAUCAGAUCUGGCAAUGAAAUAUACAUGACUGUAGUCAGAGGUGCUGUAGAAGUAUGGAAACCGAAAGUAACAGCCUUGUCGGAUCUACGUCCACAAGAAUUACGUCAAAUAAAGACUGCUACUGGAGAUACCAUUACAGCAGUCCAGAAAACAGACCUCACCAGAGAUGGACCACUGGAGUCAUUAAAAAUAGGAAGUAGCCACAAUCGUUCAGCGAAACCAUUUGGACAAUCAAGCCAGUAUGAACCGCCAAGACCAGAAUACCAACAACAACAACAGCAACAGUAUAGACCACCCCCUCAACAACAACAGCAAUAUCAACCACCUCCUCAACAACAGCAGCAGCAAUAUAGAGAACAGCAACAACAACAACAACAACAAUAUAGGCCACCCCCUCAACAACAACGUCAGCCAAUGAGUCCUACAUCACCUAAAGUACCUGUUCCAACAGUUGUCCAUGCUCAGUUUAAUUCUCCAAUGGGCUUGUACUCGGCUCCUCAUAUUGCUGAAAGUUACAAUGUACAGACAAAAGGAAUACAGGAAGAGAUGAAAAACUUAGACGUAGAAGAUGCACCUGUAGGAAUGAAAAUCAGUGGAACAUAUCAGCCAAUACAAGAAGACACAGGUGAUGAUGAUGAGGUCACAGGGGUCACUGAGCAUGCUCCCUUACCUGAUACAGCAGACGACAACUCUAACAGUGUGAAGUGUGAAGACAAUAAUCAGCAUGAAAUUAUUAAUACUAAUCCUGAAGUGGAAAGACCUAGUGGAUUUAGAUCAGUGACAGCACCAAAGUUUGACCCCUCACAAAACCAAUCACCGAAACAAGAAUCAAUGCACUGUGUAAAGUGUGGAAAUAUGGUCAGUGGUGUAUUUGUAAAGAUCAAGGGACAGCCAUACCAUGCACAGUGUUUUACAUGUACUUCCUGUGGUGUUAAUCUAAAACAGAAAGGAUAUUUUGUGAUAGAAGGUAGUUUAUUUUGUGAAAUCCAUGCCAAACAAAAAGCAGAAGCCCCUGGUCCAAACAUGAGACAAGCUGAUGUUGUUUAUCGAUAAACAGUUUUAAUUGGAACCUAUAUAAGACUUUGAUGUGUGAUUCCCUGAAGAUAUCUACAAAAAAGAUCUGAUUAACAGAAUGCUCAGAUUUGUUUAUUUAUGCUCAUAUAUAUUUAUACCUUUGUGUAAAGAAAGUAAAUUUUUACAGAUUUGAAGUACAGAUUUUCCAAAAAAGUAUAUUUCCAUUAAAGAUGUUCAAAUGGUUAUAAAAAUAGUAACAGAUUCAUAGAAUCAUAAUUAUUUAUUGGUUGUUAUUUUUGUAAAGACUGGGUGAAUAUUGUGGAUUCGUUAUUUUUUAUAGGUUACCAAUGUUUGUGGGUUAGAAUUUAAAAGUUCAAGGAAGUGUUAAGUUUUCUAUAGGCUUGUAGACAGACUUUUGCAAAAUCGUGAUAAUAUACAUCUAUGAAAAUACAAUUUUCCUCAAAUCUACGACACCAAAUGAAUCCCCAAUAUAUUAAAAAUAAAUACAACUUGAACACAGUGAUUUUAAAUUGUCAAGCAAGUCAAAAACUGUCAAAGAUAUGGAAAUAUAUUCUGUUAAUUUUUAUUGCAAAGAGGAAUUUUGACAAAAAUCUGACUACGAAAAAAGUUUUACAGUAUUCUGAAAAAGUAGAUAUUUUUGAAAUUUCAAUAUUUACUAGAGUAGAUUUUUAUGCACUGAAAUAUAUUUUUAUACAGCUUACUGUGUAGGUACACAGAAUAUUAUUUUUUUACAAAAUUGCUUUUUUUUGUGUGUUCAGGGUAAGGUUAAAAUAAGGAAAUGUGCCUUCAACUUCAUGUAUACUAUUGUUAAGCUGUGAUACAAUACAAACUUUGGUCAGUUUUUUUCUGUUACUGUAUAAUUCUAUAUUGUAACAUAAAUUAUAUUUUUGAAGAUUGUGUUUCUAUGAUAUUAUGACUUGCUAUUCCAUGGUGGAAUAUAUUAGAUAAUGAUAUUUUUAUACAUAUAUACAUGUAUUAUAAGUUUGGAAAUUUAACUCAUGCAAGCAUAAGCAGAUAUUUCUGGGGAAUGUUUCUAUGUAUAAAGGUGGAACCUAUAAAAAAAAAAUUCAUUAAAUGUAUAGUGAAUGAUACCAGGGUAUUUAGUGCUGAAUGUUCCCACUAAAAUGACCCACUUUGUAGAAAAUAUUAAUGGAUACUUAAUUUGUGAUAUAUGUGUAAUGGGUUUUAUGUCGAUUUUUUUUUUACUACAUUUAAGAUAUUUAGAUUCCAUUGAGAAUCAACAUCUUUAUUUCAGUUGCAUAUAAACGUUAUCACCCAUUUUAAAUCAAUUUUGCAAGAGUUAUCUUUCUUGACUAGUCAGAUUUUUUUUUUUGUAGUAUCAUUUGAAAACAUGUGCAAUUUUAAUCAGAAAAUCAGUACAAUAUGAUAUCACCUUAACUCAAAACUAAUGCAUAUCAUCUUUUUAUGGCCUCAAUAUUUUUUUUAUUAUUAUUUUUUCUACAAGUGAUAUUGACUAUCAACCCUUAUAAGUUCAGACAUUUCUUUUUUCAAACUUAAUCAACAAUAAACAAAUUGAGUAGACAUAGUUAUAAAUUAGCCUCAAGUAUGCCUAUAUUUUAAGAAAUAUGAAUUUUAUAUACCUAAUUAGUUCCUACCGGUUAUAUUUUUUAAAAGCUUCUAGAAACUUCUCCGCAGAUAUAUUGUGUGAAUGAAUGUUUGUUGUGAAUGUUUUGGAGUGGUUAAUUGUAUUUUGUCCCCCACUCUCUUCUUUUCUCCUUUUUUUGAGUAUUUAAUAAGUACCACAUUUUGUGUGUACCUAGCUUCUGAUUUCUGUUUCAGAAAACUUUCCAUAGACCUGAGUAUAUAUGCAAGUGUAGAUAAAUAUGAUUGUUUUGUGAAACAGUUAACUGGAUUGUAAAUUCAGAGAUAUCUGAAGUAUAUUUUGUUGAUCUGAGACUGACACAAUACAAAGAAUAAGGACUGUUAAAUAUUUAUAUAAUAUACAUAUAUUUUUACUUGAAAUGUUUCAAUAUUUUAUUUAAAGGUCCUUUCUGUUCAAUGAAUUAUUGCUUUCCCUUUUGGUGUCUGUUUCCAUCUUUUUGUGUUUGUUAUGUUACUGUGUACUUUUACAUGAAAAAGGGCAUUGAUUCAUGUAUUAAAAUGAAAGUAUUCCGUUAAAUUUUUAGCUUUUCUGUUUUUAAUAUGUUAAUUUAUUUGAUUACACUAGAUGUGAAAAUACCAUUGAUUAAGUAUCUGUUGUACUUAUCAUAUGAUAUAAUAUUCAGUCACAUGGUUAGAUUAAAUUAGUUUCUGUAGGGAAUAAAUGGUUAAAAAUUGCUUAAAUCAAGGUCAGACAAUUAUAAGCUGAUUAAAAAGGGUAACAAACAAUAAAAUGUAUGGUUAACUUGAAUCAAAUAAUAAAUUUGCAAUGGUAUUUUCCCACACUGUGUAAUUUGACUGACACAUCUGAUUGUAUAUUGAAAGAUAUUAUAAGUUUGAUAGAAGUACAUGUAGUUGAACCUUGCUUUAUUUGUUUGUGAUAGUUUCUGUUUCUUUCCUAUUUUGUAUGGUAUUAACUUACCUACUGAGAGAACAUCAGUGUUUGGACAAUGAAAAAGUAAAACAGUUGAUAAAACACACUUCUAAGUUGGAAUGAACACAAUGGACUAUAGAAAAUUAUAAAUGCCUUUUGAUAACUGUUCAAUAGAUAAAACAUUUACAUAAAAUCACAAUUUCAUCUUCUUCAGUUUGUAAAAUAAUUAUUGAUAGGCAAAGAAAAGAUAGAUUUUCAAGGAUUUUCCAAAAAAGUUUGAUUUAUUGGACAAGUCAGACGUGCCCAACUGCCAACAAUGUAUAUAUAAUUACCAUAGCAAGGUUCAGUUGUUUGUUUACCAGAAUAGAUAUUUUAUUUUAUUUUGACUUGUUUUUUUUUAUUUUGUAAUAUUUACAUUUAUAUGCAAUGUCCCAUAUGGGCACUUCCUGUCAAAGGUGCUUAACAUUAUUUUUAUAGUUAAAUGUUUGUAGUAUAUUUAGAUUAGAAAGUUGUAGUAUAUUUAGAAGAUUAGAUUAUUUAUAUAUUUUUACACACAAUUCUGAAAUAUACAUGUAGCACAUUGUAGCCUUCAGUAAAAAGUACUAUUUUUGUAUUCUGUUUUUUUCAUGAAACUUUUUUCCCUGUCUCACAGCAGACAGGGAUACAGUAAUGUUAGUCAUCCAGAAUUUUUUGUUGCUCAAGUGAUCACUAGAUCUAAAAUCAGCAUAUUAUUUUUUUAUAAUGAUGCAUACAGCAUAAAACUGUGUAUUCUGGCAUUAUAUUUGGGAAGAAAACUAUUAGGUCAAUAUGGAAAUAUUGUAUUCAUAAUGACUGCUAUUUAUAUUUUCCCUCCAAUUUUCUUAGUGAGUUUUAGUUGGGUUGUUUGCCCUCUAAAUCCCUAUCCAUUUAUCAUUUAUAAAGAAUACAUGUAUAGUUUUUUCAGUUGCAUCUAAUUUGAAUAAUAUCUUCAAUGAGUAUAAAUUGUCAUUUGUGUAUAGUGUUAAGUUAUUUUUAGAAUGUAAUGAAUGUUGUUGUUAUACCCUGCAAUAUUUAGAUCUGCUAUUUUGUAUACUGCUUUACACCACUUAUCUAUUUGUUGGAAUAAAGUUUAUGAAAAGUUA
This is a messenger RNA of Mytilus trossulus (common blue mussel), 5048 nucleotides long. RefSeq names its product PDZ and LIM domain protein 1-like. Gene Ontology annotation, biological process: heart development; muscle structure development; actin cytoskeleton organization. Gene Ontology annotation, molecular function: muscle alpha-actinin binding; actin binding. Gene Ontology annotation, cellular component: Z disc; filamentous actin; stress fiber. The record is from RefSeq and is a predicted model, not a curated record. The transcript is spliced from 9 exons. Lineage: Eukaryota; Metazoa; Mollusca; Bivalvia; Mytilida; Mytilidae. The coding region runs from base 156 to 1451 and encodes 431 amino acids.